AGUAGAUAUUGAUUAAGACCAUAUUUUUAUUUAGGGACAAAGGAGAAGCUUGCGGCGAGUUCUAUAAUCGGCAAGUUAGCUGACGAAGAAAAGAAGUUGAAUCUUCAACAAAAGGGUAAAGUUCAGAUCUCAUCUUUCUUCUUCAAACACACCCAUUAACCUACAACUAUAAGUGGUUUUCAUGGCGGCGAAGUGGUGCUGGAGAUCGAUUGUGGUUUUGAUAUGGUGGUGCGCCACCACUAGUAGUACAACGCAAGCUAUCUGGUUAGACUUACCCGCUUCAGGAACCAAGUGUGUCUCUGAAGAUAUUCAAAACAACGUCGUUGUUCUUGCUGAUUACUCCCUCGUCAAUGGUCAAGAGGACGUCCCUGUUCACCCCGGCCCCACAAUUUCAGUUCGGGUAACCUCGCCAUAUGGAAACAAUCUCCAUCACCAAGAGAAUAUGACUCAUGGUCAAUUUGCAUUUACAAGUACCGAAUCCGGCAACUACUUGGCCUGUUUCUGGGUCGACGGGAAUCAUCCAGGUGGUAAGGGUCUAACAGUUAGUCUCGACUGGCGAAUUGGUAUUGCUGCAAAGGAUUGGGAGUCUGUUGCAAAGAAAGAAAAGAUCGAGGGUGUUGAAUUCGAAUUGAGAAAGCUUGAAGGUGCUGUGGAAGCCAUUCAUGAGAAUUUGAUUUAUUUGAAGAACAAGGAAGCAGAGAUGAGGGAAGUGAGCGAAAAAACGAAUGGAAGGGUGGCGUGGUUUAGCAUCAUGUCUCUCGGCGUCUGCAUUGGGGUUGCGGUUUUGCAGGUAUGGUACUUGAAACGAUUUUUCCACAAGAAGAAACUUAUCUGAAAACUAUACAUUUAGACCACACUGCUAGCUUCAGAGAUAUAUAUUUUGAGAUGUGGAGAGACCUGUGAAAAAUGGUACAAUUGUUGUAUUAUUAUUUACACUAUAUUAAAUUUUCAAGCAGGCUGCAUUCCAGUUUCUUUUUA
This is a messenger RNA of Cynara cardunculus var. scolymus (artichoke), 978 nucleotides long. RefSeq names its product transmembrane emp24 domain-containing protein p24delta3-like. The coding region runs from base 182 to 835 and encodes 217 amino acids. Gene Ontology annotation, biological process: intracellular protein transport; endoplasmic reticulum to Golgi vesicle-mediated transport; Golgi organization. Gene Ontology annotation, cellular component: Golgi apparatus; COPII-coated ER to Golgi transport vesicle; endoplasmic reticulum. The transcript is spliced from 4 exons. Lineage: Eukaryota; Viridiplantae; Streptophyta; Magnoliopsida; Asterales; Asteraceae. The record is from RefSeq and is a predicted model, not a curated record.